Messenger RNA from Colletotrichum scovillei, 2039 nucleotides. RefSeq names its product NADH-cytochrome b5 reductase 1. Lineage: Eukaryota; Fungi; Ascomycota; Sordariomycetes; Glomerellales; Glomerellaceae. The record is from RefSeq and is a predicted model, not a curated record. The coding region runs from base 869 to 1795 and encodes 308 amino acids. The transcript has 4 exons. Gene Ontology annotation, molecular function: oxidoreductase activity. Gene Ontology annotation, cellular component: endoplasmic reticulum.
GACGUUGCCAGCAGUCGUUUUCUGGUUUGAGGAAGAUGAAGCGAAGAGAGACUGCGGUUGAUCGUAAUCAUCUGUGCCCAGAUUGUCACUGACCUGCAGUCCUGCACCAAUGUUUUGGAGCAAUCAUGUCUCAGAUACAUGGACCUCAGAUGCAAGUGCGACUAAAGCAAGAGAGCUCCUGCAGCUCAGCUCUGUCAGCUGGUUGAUCAACGUGUUGAUCUUUGACAAGAGGUGCAUCUUCCAGCUCUUGUGGCGUUGUGGCUAGAGACUUGGGGUUAAGCCUCAGCCAUCUACACUGCCACAUGCUGCCCAAGCCACAUAGGAAGUUGCAGAACCGACAUUCCGACCGACCAACCGACCAACUCACACGUCGAACCUAAAUCCCGCCCAAGCAAACCGAGCCCGAGGUCGGGACCUUGCUGCAUCUGCCGUCGGAUUAUUUUGCCGAAUUUGGCUCGCUUUCACGUAUCCCGCCCCCGGCCUCCGCAUACCGACGCACUUCGCAACCGCAAAGCUGCACUUGACCGCCCGCCGUUCGAGGGCUGGCAGAAACUCGGCAACCCAACUCAACAGAAAAUUGGAGGGGCUGUCCCACUUUCGCGAUCUUACGAUAUCUGGUUGCACGCUCGCCCUUCCAGCUUCGACAUCGUUACCAAUUGACUGCGACGGCUUUCCUAAUCCCUCCAGCUUCGCGGUUGUCAAGUGAGUAGCACGUGUUUCCUAUCCAUGACAUCGACUGACCUUUUGUCUCUUUUGGCAAAUUUUCCAGAUUUCCCGAGACCCGUAACGAAAGAGCUAGCAAGCUCCCAGCUACACGUCCAAUCCCGCUUUCUGUGGAGAAAAAGAGUCCUCGGACACCAUCUUCAAAAUGUCCGAAUUGACAACCCGCAAAUACUUUGACAACAUCUACAUUCCCGCUGGUCUGAUCGUCUUCGGAUGCUUCAUUACCAAGCGCGAAUGGACGCCGUACGCUGUCGCUCUGGCGCUCGCGCUGGCCGCCUACAAGUUCAACGCCAUGCAGAUUAAGAAGGUCCUGAAGCCUGAUACCUUCCAGGACUUUGAACUCAAGGAGAAGACCAUCAUCUCGCACAAUGUCGCCAUCUACCGCUUCAACCUCCCCAGCGAGAAGGCCAUCCUCGGCCUGCCCAUCGGCCAGCACAUCUCCAUUGGCGCCAACUGCUCCCAGCCUGAUGGCACCACCAAGGAGAUUGUGCGCUCCUACACUCCCAUUUCUGGCGACCACCAGCCCGGCUACUUCGACCUCCUGAUCAAGUCCUACCCCACCGGUAACAUCUCCAAGUACAUGGCGUCGAUGAAGGUCGGACAGACGCUCAAGGUCAGGGGUCCCAAGGGCGCCUUCGUCUACACCCCGAACAUGGUCCGUCACUUUGGUAUGAUUGCUGGCGGCACUGGCAUCACUCCCAUGCUUCAAAUCGUCCGCGCUGUCAUCCGUGGCCGCCCCACCGGUGACAAGACCGAGAUUGACCUCAUCUUCGCCAACGUUACCCCUCAGGAUAUCCUGUUGAAGGAGGACCUGGACGCCCUUGCCAAGGAGGACGCUGGCUUCCGUGUUCACUACGUUCUUGACAAGCCCCCUGCGGGCUGGACCGGCGGCGUCGGUUACGUUACCGGUGACAUGAUUACCAAGCUUCUCCCCAAGGCUGCCGACGACGUCAAGCUUCUGCUUUGCGGUCCCCCGCCCAUGGUCAGCGGACUGAAGAAGACUGCCGAGACUCUUGGUUUCAAAAAGGCCCGCCCCGUGAGCAAGCUCGAGGACCAAAUCUUCGCUUUCUAAGCUUGUCAAAGCUUGAGAGGACUCGGCCUAAACAAACAAACAAAAAACUACAUUGCGUGGGAGGAAACGGCGUUUUGCAUGUUGGUGGGCACCAGGGGAAGUCGAUAUAGAUGCAUUUCCAGAGUUCAAGGUGCUGUUCCAUGGGUUCCGUAGAUAAGAGCUUCUGCAUUCGGAUAGCUUUGUUGCGACUGAGCUGUCGUGUAGAAAGCGCGCCCCACCUUACAUAAUGCCACUACAUUCUAAU